Messenger RNA from Akanthomyces muscarius, 210 nucleotides. RefSeq lists its product as uncharacterized. Bases 1 to 210 code for a protein of 69 amino acids. The record is from RefSeq and is a predicted model, not a curated record. NCBI's taxonomy places the organism in Eukaryota, Fungi, Ascomycota, Sordariomycetes, Hypocreales, Cordycipitaceae. The transcript is spliced from 3 exons.
AUGGAGCGGAAGACAAGAUUUGCGCAAAUCGCGGGGGAAAGGCCGCACAAAGACUCGAGCGUUGUACAAAUCGCCCAUCGUCACCGUGUCUUGCUCCUUGCUAGCUCUCUGUUUGGUCGACCUGCGACCCCCCGUCUUCGGCCUUGUUUCUCUCCGCGGGUGCGCCAGACGCCGUUGCUAUUACGCGACGCAAAAAGGCCUGCGCCGUAG